Glarea lozoyensis ATCC 20868 is the source of this 387-nucleotide messenger RNA. RefSeq names its product L30e-like protein. The record is from RefSeq and is a predicted model, not a curated record. Gene Ontology annotation, cellular component: U4/U6 x U5 tri-snRNP complex; precatalytic spliceosome; nucleolus. Gene Ontology annotation, biological process: maturation of SSU-rRNA; mRNA splicing, via spliceosome. The transcript is spliced from 4 exons. The coding region runs from base 1 to 387 and encodes 128 amino acids. Lineage: Eukaryota; Fungi; Ascomycota; Leotiomycetes; Helotiales; Helotiaceae. Gene Ontology annotation, molecular function: RNA binding.
AUGUCUGACGAACAAAACGGAUCUGCUGCCUGGCCAGUCGCCGACGCAGCCCUCACUCAGGAAAUCCUCGAUAUCGUCCAGCAAGCUUCCCAUUUCCGCCAGCUGAAAAAAGGUGCCAACGAGGCAACGAAGACCUUGAACCGCGGUAUCUCUGAGAUCAUUAUUCUCGCUGCCGACACUGCUCCUCUUGCGAUUCUCCUCCAUUUACCACUACUCUGCGAGGACAAGAACGUCGCAUACGUUUAUGUCCCAUCUAAAACUGCCCUCGGACGAGCUUGCGGUGUCUCCAGAGCAGUCAUCGCUGCCAGCAUUACUACGAACGAAGCCAGUGAUCUUAUGAAUCAGAUCAGAACUUUGAAGGAUAAGGUCGAAAGACUCAUGAUCUAG